ACAGGGCUAUAGAAUAUAGAGGUCAUAACAGGGUUACUGUAGUAUAUAGGACUAUAGAAUAUAGAGGUCAACUGGUCAUGACAGGGCUAGAGAAUAUAGAGGUCGUGACAGGGCUAGAGAAUAUAGAGGUCGUGACAGGGCUAGAGAAUAUAGAGGUCGUGACAGGGCUAGAAAAUAUAGAGGUCGUGACAGGGCUAGAGAAUAUAGAGGUCGUGACAGGGCUUCUGGAGAAUAUAGAGGUCGUGACAGGGCUUCUGGAGAAUAUAGAGGUCGUGACAGGGCUUCUGGAGAAUAUAGAGGUCGUGACAGGGCUUCUGGAGAAUAUAGAGGUCGUGACAGGGCUUCUGGAGAAUAUAGAGGUCGUGACAGGGCUUCUGGAGAAUAUAGAGGUCGUGACAGGGCUUCUGGAGAAUAUAGAGGUCGUGACAGGGCUUCUGGAGAAUAUAGAGGUCGUGACAGGGCUUCUGGAGAAUAUAGAGGUCGUGACAGGGCUUCUGGAGAAUAUAGAGGUCGUGACAGGGCUUCUGGAGAAUAUAGAGGUCGUGACAGGGCUUCUGGAGAAUAUAGAGGUCGUGACAGGGCUUCUGGAGAAUAUAGAGGUCGUGACAGGGCUUCUGGAGAAUAUAGAGGUCGUGACAGGGCUUCUGGAGAAUAUAGAGGUCGUGACAGGGCUUCUGGAGAAUAUAGAGGUCGUGACAGGGCUUCUGGAGAAUAUAGAGGUCGUGACAGGGCUUCUGGAGAAUAUAGAGGUCGUGACAGGGCUUCUGGAGAAUAUAGAGGUCGUGACAGGGCUUCUGGAGAAUAUAGAGGUCGUGACAGGGCUUCUGGAGAAUAUAGAGGUCGUGACAGGGCUUCUGGAGAAUAUAGAGGUCGUGACAGGGCUUCUGGAGAAUAUAGAGGUCGUGACAGGGCUUCUGGAGAAUAUAGAGGUCGUGACAGGGCUUCUGGAGAAUAUAGAGGUCGUGACAGGGCUUCUGGAGAAUAUAGAGGUCGUGACAGGGCUUCUGGAGAAUAUAGAGGUCGUGACAGGGCUUCUGGAGAAUAUAGAGGUCGUGACAGGGCUUCUGGAGAAUAUAGAGGUCGUGACAGGGCUUCUGGAGAAUAUAGAGGUCGUGACAGGGCUUCUGGAGAAUAUAGAGGUCGUGACAGGGCUUCUGGAGAAUAUAGAGGUCGUGACAGGGCUUCUGGAGAAUAUAGAGGUCGUGACAGGGCUUCUGGAGAAUAUAGAGGUCGUGACAGGGCUUCUGGAGAAUAUAGAGGUCGUGACAGGGCUUCUGGAGAAUAUAGAGGUCAACUGGUCAUAACAGGGCUAUAGAAUAUAGAGGUCGUGACAGGGCUGCUGGAGAAUAUAGAGGUCGUGACAGGGCUGCUGGAGAAUAUAGAGGUCAACUGGUCAUAACAGGGUUAAUGUAGAAUACAGGACUAUAGGAUAUAGAGGUCAUAACAGGGUUACUGUAGUAUAUAGGACUAUAGAAUAUAGAGGUCAACUGGUCAUAACAGGGCUAUAGAAUAUAGAGGUCAUAACAGGGUUACUGUAGAAUACAGGACUAUAGAAUAUAGAGGUCAUAACAGGGCUAUAGAAUAGUGGUCAUAACAGGGCUAUAGAAUAGUGGUCAUAACAGGAAUAUAGAAUAGUGGUCAUAACAGGACUAUAGAAUAGUGGUCAUAACAGGACUAUAGAAUAGUGGUCAUAACAGGACUAUAGAAUAGUGGUCAU
Oncorhynchus tshawytscha (Chinook salmon) is the source of this 1717-nucleotide messenger RNA. RefSeq lists its product as uncharacterized. The record is from RefSeq and is a predicted model, not a curated record. The transcript has 3 exons. Bases 78 to 1304 code for a protein of 408 amino acids. NCBI's taxonomy places the organism in Eukaryota, Metazoa, Chordata, Actinopteri, Salmoniformes, Salmonidae.